AUGGCCGCUACCGACUUCAAGACCCACUUCAUCGAGGCUGCCAUCGCCUCGGGUGUCCUCCUCUUUGGCGAGUUCACCCUCAAGUCGGGCCGCAAGUCGCCCUACUUCUUCAACGCCGGUCUCCUGUACGACGGCAAGCUCCUCUCGGCCACUGCCGACGCCUUUGCCGGCACCCUCCAGUCGUCCAUCCCUGCCUUUGACGUCCUCUUCGGCCCCGCGUACAAGGGUAUCCCCCUCGCUGCCGUCACCGCCGUCGCGCUCGCCAACAAGGGCACCGAUGUCGUGUACACUUACAACCGCAAGGAGAAGAAGGACCACGGUGAGGGCGGCACCCUCGUCGGCGCCCCCAUGGCCAACAAGCGCGUCGUCAUCAUCGACGACGUCAUGACCGCCGGCACCGCCAUCCGCGAGUCCAUCGCCAUCCUGCGCGAGCAGCCCGGCGCCCAGCUCGUGGGUAUCGUGCAGCUCCUCGACCGCCAGGAGCGCGGCAAGGGCGCCACCUCUACCAUCCAGGAGGUCGAGGCCGAGUUCAAGGUGCCCGUCGUUCCCAUUGUCUCGCUCGCCGACAUUAUCGACUACCUCCGGGUCAAGGGCGGUUACGAGACCGAGCUCAAGAAGAUUGAGGAGUACCGCGCCGAGUACGGUAUCACCGUCUAA
Molecule: messenger RNA, 657 nt
Organism: Apiotrichum porosum
Lineage: Eukaryota; Fungi; Basidiomycota; Tremellomycetes; Trichosporonales; Trichosporonaceae
Gene: URA5
Product: orotate phosphoribosyltransferase
Exons: 3
Coding region: 1-657 (218 amino acids)
Biological process (GO): pyrimidine ribonucleoside biosynthetic process; 'de novo' pyrimidine nucleobase biosynthetic process; pyrimidine nucleotide biosynthetic process
Cellular component (GO): cytoplasm
Molecular function (GO): orotate phosphoribosyltransferase activity
Source: RefSeq, a predicted model, not a curated record